AUGUCGCAAGACAACUCAGACCAGAACAUUGAGAUCUGGAAGAUGAAGAGACUCAUAAAGAGUCUAGAGGCAGCCCGAGGAAACGGUACCUCUAUGAUUUCCCUUAUUAUUCCACCCAGGGACCAGGUCUCCCGCGCAGUCAAAAUGCUGGCUGAUGAAUAUGGCACUGCAUCCAAUAUCAAGUCCCGUGUGAAUCGUCUCUCUGUAUUGUCGGCAAUCACAUCUACUCAACAGCGCCUUAAGCUCUACAAUAGAGUACCUGAGAAUGGCUUGGUGGUUUAUUGUGGCACGAUUGUUACAGAUGAAGGCAAAGAGAAAAAGGUCAAUAUUGAUUUUGAGCCUCACAAGCCCAUCAACACCUCUCUCUAUCUUUGCGACAACAAAUUCCAUACCGAGGCACUGUCCGAGCUUCUGGAGGCAGAUGCCACAUUUGGUUUUAUCGUGAUGGAUGGCAACGGUUCUCUUUUCGGUACGCUUUCUGGAAACACGCGCACCGUGAUCCACAAGCUCCAGGUUGAUUUGCCCAAAAAGCAUGGACGAGGUGGCCAGUCUGCCCUUCGUUUCUCUCGUCUGCGUGACGAGAAGCGCCACAACUACGUUCGCAAGAUUGCCGAACUGGCCGUCAAUUUCUUUGUCAGCGCUGACAAGGUGAACGUGGCCGGCCUAGUGUUGGCUGGCUCGGCUGAUUUCAAGACCGAAUUAUCACAGUCAGAUCUGUUCGACAUCCGUCUGCAGGCCAAGGUGGUCAAGGUGGUCGAUGUGUCGUACGGUGGCGAAAACGGGUUUAAUCAGGCGAUCGAACUGUCGUCCGAUGCACUGUCAAAUGUGAAAUUUGUCCAGGAAAAGAGAUUGAUCCAGAACUACUUUAACGAGAUCUCUCAGGAUACCGGAAAGUACUGCUUUGGAGUCGAUGACACUCUGAAGGCCUUGGAGCUUGGUGCAGUGGAGAGUCUGAUCGUGUGGGAAGAUCUUGAAACGAAUCGGUAUGUCCUGCGCGACAUCGAAGGCGUGGAGCAUAUCAUCCAUCCGACAAAGCAAGAGGAAAAAGGCCGAGAGUUUCUUCAGGACAAGUGCGCCGAGGCAGCCCCCAACUCGGAAAUGGAAUUGAUUGAAGUCAAGCCAUUGUUGGAAUGGUUUUCUGAAAAAUACAAAGAUUUUGGUGCUACACUUGAGUACAUCACCAACCGCUCCCAGGAAGGAUCUCAAUUUGUGAAAGGAUUCGGUGGCAUUGGUGGAAUUCUCAGAUAUCGUGUUAACUUUGAAGCGCUCACGUAUGAAUCCGAUGAAUUUUACUCUGAUGAAGAUUUUUAGCAUACCCCAACCCCAAAAGUACUCUUAUCCCUAAACCCCCCCAUAAUGGUGCUGUCAAGGCUUGAGGGAAGCCAUUAAAUGAAAUAAAAACAGCUUAAUAAUCACUUGAUAAAAUGUUGUUUCAAGACAUCAUUUUUAUCAACCAAGAAAAUGAACAGAUCCUUUGCUAGUUAAUCAGUCUGGUUGACAUCUGAUGACAUAACAAAAAGAGGUAAAGAAAGAUCAUGACAAGCAAAAAGAUAGAAUAACCUGCUUGGCACAGCAAUACUUUUGUGAUUACUUGUUCCUGGCAUUUAAAAGAAGAAAAACUCCCCUUUUGGUUGAUAAUUUUGUGCAGCAAAAAGUAAAGAGAGCAUGUAGUACAAAACACAGACACAUGUAC
This is a messenger RNA of Phycomyces blakesleeanus NRRL 1555(-), 1693 nucleotides long. RefSeq lists its product as hypothetical. Bases 1 to 1311 code for a protein of 436 amino acids. Gene Ontology annotation, molecular function: translation release factor activity, codon specific; sequence-specific mRNA binding. The record is from RefSeq and is a predicted model, not a curated record. Gene Ontology annotation, cellular component: translation release factor complex; cytosol. The transcript is spliced from 6 exons. Lineage: Eukaryota; Fungi; Mucoromycota; Mucoromycetes; Mucorales; Phycomycetaceae. Gene Ontology annotation, biological process: cytoplasmic translational termination.